AUCCAGAUUCCUCCCCUCCUUUCAAAGAAGGAAGUUCCUUCCCAUUUUGGGUUUAGAACUGCAGCCUCCCAGCCUGAUGACAGAGAUUUACGUGCCCGAGCAAACAUGAAGCUGAACGAGCGGAGCUUGGCCUUCUACGCCACCUGCGACGCCCCGGCGGACAAUGCCGGCUUCCUCUACAAGAAGGGCGAGCGGAACACGGCCUACCACCGCCGCUGGUUUGUGCUGAGGGGAAACAUGCUCUUCUACUUUGAGGACCGGGAGAGCCGGGAGCCGGUGGGGGUCGUCAUCCUGGAGGGCUGCACCGUGGAGCUGUGCGAGUCCACGGAAGAGUUUGCCUUCGCCAUCCGCUUUGACUGCGCCAAGUCCCGCACCUACGUCCUGGCGGCGGAGAGCCAGGCCGCCAUGGAGAGCUGGGUCAAGGCCCUCUCUCGCGCCAGCUUUGGCUACCUGCGGCUGCUGGUGAGGGAGCUGGAGAAGCAGCUGGAGGAGAUGCAGAAGGCCUCUUCGGGCUGCCACCGGGUCCAGCGGAGGGCGCCGCUUUACCGGAAGAACAAAACGGCGCUGAAUUCACACGACUUGCUCCCGGAGAAGCCGUCCGUCCCGAUUUGCAUCCCGGCGAAAGAAAAUGGCUGCGCCCUCUGGUACAACUCCAAAGGCCCAACCAGCCUGCCGGCGGGGUACCCCCAAGCCAACUCCUGGAGCACCAGGACCUGUGGGGAGGACAGCUUCGACGGGGGUCUGAAGCCCCCACCGCUGCCUCCUCGGAGGAGGGCCCUGUCGGGCAAUUCCUGUAGUUCAGAGGGCCCUGGCAGCCCAAGCUGUUUUUCCAGACUCCAUGACUGGUAUGGAAGGGAAGUCCUGGAGCUGAGAAGGGCAUGGCUGGAGGGACAAAAGGAUGGAGGGCUGUGAGGAGCUCCUUGGCAGCGGGGGCACCCCGGGAGAGGCCAGUAAAUGGAGACCUUGUCUGCUGUAGGUAACACUCAGCUCCUGGAAACUCUGCUCUCUGCCUGCCGUUGCACCGACCUCCUGCCCAACUCAUGGAUGGUGGCAGGAGGAUUUUACCAUUGCCUUUAAAACCAGGCCCAGUUGCUUUCCCACCAACCUCCGUGCAGUUCCUGGAGAAGACUUGCUAUUCUUUUGCACCUAGAAAGCCUCAGCUUCUUAAUGAUAAAAAGGAAUCUGAGUUUAAUACCAGCUGUCACCACCACCCAGGCCAGACUAGAACCACCAUCAGAGAUGUUGACAUUUCUUACCGUGGUCCUUUCCUUCCUGUCUGCCGUUGAGAUGGAUGUCUGCUGUUACCAAAGUCACCACUGGGUUGGACAGAGUUUGGGGCGGUGGGAGAGCAUCCUGACCGGGUUAAGCAGUGGGAUGAGAUGGUUUGGGCCAGCUCUCCACCAAAGGGAAGGCAGAGACAUCUACACGGACCAUCCCGGUUCUGAUAUCAUGGCGGGGCUGGUUUGGAAAAG
Messenger RNA from Lacerta agilis (Sand lizard), 1472 nucleotides. RefSeq names its product PH domain containing endocytic trafficking adaptor 1 (gene PHETA1). The coding region runs from base 106 to 912 and encodes 268 amino acids. Lineage: Eukaryota; Metazoa; Chordata; Lepidosauria; Squamata; Lacertidae. Gene Ontology annotation, biological process: retrograde transport, endosome to Golgi; receptor recycling; endosome organization. Gene Ontology annotation, cellular component: trans-Golgi network; early endosome; recycling endosome. The transcript has 2 exons. The record is from RefSeq and is a predicted model, not a curated record.